UUCCGAUGGCUCUCUCAUCCUCCUUUCUCUCCUCAGUUGAAUCUCCGAUGUUGAUGUCGCUACCUACAUUUUUAUGAUCCACCAACCUUUCCGUCUCCAUUCAUGCAUGUUACUUGGCUAUCCUCUUCCAAUAAUUUAUUCGCAAAUCCGUCUCCUUUUUGCUAUCUGCAAUUACCAUUCAGUAAUUUCACUAAUGGCGAGUCAAAGCUUGUUGGGAAGAGUUCAAGUAUUUAAAUUUCUCAUUUCCCCUCCUCCUCAACUUCACAUCCAUCUGCUCCUGCUUCUCCUUCUCCUUCUCCUUCUACUCUUCUUUUCAAUUAGCUCCCGUCCCUAAUUGGCGCUCUGGGAGAUGACAACGACAGCAGCGGGAGCUCGUAUUUCCGACGCAACCAUUGUAUCGUCUCAAAGCUCUCUUCUUCGGUUGCAAUCUGUCGCCCAUUUAUCUGGUCGUAAGCUCGUACAAACUGCAAAGGGGAACAACACCUCUUCCUGCCGCAUCUUUCUCCUCCCCAGACAUCAAAAUCCUAUUUUAAUGCCUGUUCGAUGCGUGAUGGAAAAGGUUGAUGUAGUGGAAGUUGAAAAGGUGCAGUUACCUGCAGAGACCUGUAUUAUGAGGACUCUCGCGCCUGCAUUGACACUAGAGCAGGGUCUUGAGAAAAUUGAGCAGGCUCUCCGAGAAUUGAAGUUGAAUCCUCCUCGCUCCCCUGGCGGGUUAUAUAGAAUUCAGAUUGAGGUGCCCCCAAGUGCUAAAGCCUUGAAGUGGUUUUCGUCGCAACCAGUGGAAUCACAAGUAUUCCCACAAUUUUAUCUUUCAGGUGAGAAGGACGAUGCUUCUUUCAAAUCUCUUGAUCUGAAUGGGCCCAAGGGAGUUUUUGGUCUAGGAGCUGCAAUUGCUUUCAAUGGGUCUACUUCAUCCACAUUGGCUGACUGGAAUGCUUUUAGCAGGAAUAUCUCCAUUGACUCAGUUCCUCUAAAGAUUUAUGGUUUAACGGACAUUGAUGUUGAUACGAAUUCAACUUCCAUGAAACACGAAACUGGUUCAUCAUACCUUUUUAUACCACAGAUUGAGUUAUAUGAACUUGAAGGUUCUUCAACUUUAGCUGCAACCAUAGUAUGGGGUGAUUGUUCUGCUCGUAAUUUUGACGAGGCAUUACAAUCUUGUGAGUUAGCUCUUUAUCAGGUAAAUCAAUAUCUAUGGCCUACAGUUGAUAGAUGCUAUAACAAGUGCCUCUCCUCUGCUGUUGGAAAGUUUGAUGUCUUGGAAGAUCCUCAAUCCCAGAUGGUGUGUGCUAAUGCUAACUCACUGAGUGGAAGUACUCAUCUUACUGAUCCCAAGGCAUUGAAAGAUGUUUCUUACUUUCCCCAAUUCUUGGUCAGGCUUUCACGCACUCAAGGAAUAUCCAAUAAUAUGUGUGUACCAGCUCAUGUUCCCUCAGCUGGUCAACGACUAUCUGAUUCUGUAAACAUAAAUACUCUUUGGGCGUCUCUUAUAGUUGAAGAGUGCUGCCGCCUUGGUUUAACAUAUUUUUGUGUAGCGCCAGGAUCAAGAUCAUCUCCCCUUGCCUGUGCUGCUUCCACUCACCCGCUUGCAACUGCUAUUUCUUGUUUUGAUGAACGAUCAUUGGCAUUUCAUGCGGUUGGAUAUGCAAGAGGCUCUGGUAAACCAGCAAUAGUAAUAACAUCAUCAGGCACAGCUGUUUCCAAUCUUCUUCCAGCUGUUGUUGAGGCAAGUCAAGACUAUCUGCCACUUUUGUUGCUCACAGCUGAUCGUCCACCUGAGUUGCGGCAAAGUGGAGCAAACCAGGCGAUUACUCAGGUCAACCAUUUUGGGUCAUAUGUAAGGGUCUUUUAUGGCUUGCCUGCACCAAGUGAUGAUAUCAAUGCAAGGAUGGCACUCACAACCAUCGACUCAGCUGUUCAUUUGGCUACCACUUCUCCAUGUGGCCCCGUUCAUGUUAACUGUCCUUUCAGGGAUCCGUUGGAUAACAGUCAAAGAAAGUGGAUGCUGAAAACUUUAGAUGGAUUAGACUCGUGGAUCUCGAGAAGUGAACCUUUCACAACCUAUGUGCAGAUGCAGAAUCCUUUAGCAAGCAAUAAUACUAGCAGCCAAACUGCGGAAGUUCUAAAGUUAAUUCAAGAAGCAAAAAAAGGACUUCUAGUCAUCUCUGCUCUCCACACAGAGGAUGAUAUAUGGGCAGCUUUACUUCUGGCAAAACACCUAUCAUGGCCUGUUGUAACUGAUGUCUUGUCAGGUCUAAAAUUGAGGAAAUAUUCCCCUGAUUUUACCGACAUGGAAGACAAUAUAUAUUUUGUUGAUCAUGUAGAUAACUUUCUGUUAUCAAAGUCUGUCAGGGCUUGGGCACUUCCUGAUGUUAUCUUGCAGGUAGGAAGUAGGAUUACAAGCAAACGCAUAUACCAGAUGAUGGAUGAUUCUGUUCCAUGCUCAUACAUACUAGUGGACAAGCAACCGAGUCGUCAUGAUCCAUCCCACAUUUUGACACACAGGAUUCAGAGUACUAUUCCUCAGUUUGUGGAUAGUGUGAUUAAAACUUGCAGUCCACAGGUCAACAACAAAUGGUUCAGUAUUUUGCAAGCUUUGGAUAAGAGGGUUGAAUGGGAGAUAUCAUCACUCUUUGAUUCAGAAUCUGCAUUGACAGAACCGUAUGUUGCAUAUACGGUUUCAAAAGAGCUUCGUCAUGGAUCUGCUAUAUUUAUUGGGAACAGUAUGUCUAUACGUGACAUGGACAUGUAUGGAUGUAAACAGUCCCAGUGGACUAAUGGAAGUCAAAGAUCAUUGGCCUCUGAACUAUCAUGCCAGUCUAUUCAGGUUGUCGGGAAUAGAGGAGCUAGUGGAAUUGAUGGCUUACUGAGCACUGCUGUUGGUUUUGCUCGGGGAUGCAGCAAAAGGGUAAUAUGUGUGCUGGGAGAUAUCUCUUUUCUGCAUGAUACGAAUGGAUUGGCACUGCUGAAGCAAAGGAUAAGAAGAAAACCAAUGACCGUUAUCAUAAUCAACAACGGGGGUGGUGCAAUCUUCAGUCUUCUUCCAGUUGCAGAUAAAACUGAUAGAAAAAUAUUGAAUGAAUUUUUCUAUACCACCCAUGAUGUUUCAAUUGAGAACCUAUGCAAAGCUCAUCGUCUGGACCAUGUAUCUGCACGAACUAAACAAGAAUUUCAAGAUGCAUUGUUGACAUCUCAACAAGGAGAGUCUGAUUGUGUCAUAGAGGUUCAAAGCAAUAUUGAUGAUAAUGUAACAUUCCACAGUAAGCUAAAGAAUUUUACAAUUCAAGGAGUGGAUCAAGCCUUUGAUAUUAUAUCAAAAUUCACAGAUUCUGCAUCCGGUGAUAGUUUCUCUCUAGCUGAAAUUAGGAAAAUGGAAUAUUCUCCUUACAAAAUUCAGCUAAGUGCCCCUCCAACAUAUGCGUACAAUGAUGCUUCAUUGAGCUAUAGAGAUGGUUUUAUCAUAAAGUUAUCUUUUGAGGAUGGAAGCACAGGAUAUGGAGAGGUUGCCCCACUGGGAAGUAAUGAAGAAAACUUUGUUGAUAUUGAGGAGCAAAUUCGGUUUCUUGUUCAUGCUACAGAUGGUGCAAAGAUUAGUUGUGAUCUUCCACAGCUGAAGGGCUCAUUUUCCAAUUGGAUAUGGAAAACCUUAGGAAUAUUGCCAGGAUCACUCUUUCCCAGUGUUAGAUGUGGUUUGGAAAUGGCCAUCCUCAAUGCUAUAGCGGCUAAGAAAGAUUUGACCUUGUUGAAUGUGCUUCGUCCAGAGACAGCUUCUGAAGCUGAAGAAUCCUCUGCAGUUCAGAUCUGUGGCCUCCUUGAUUCCAUUGGCUCUCCAACAGAUGCUGCUCAUGCUGCUGCAGCACUUGUUGAACAGGGAUUCAGUGCAAUAAAAAUUAAAGUAGCACGCCAGGCAGAUCCUAUAAAAGAUUCUGAAGUUAUUCAAGCAGUGAGAAAGAAGGUUGGCCGUGAUGUUAUAUUGCGUGUUGAUGCAAAUAAGAGGUGGACAUAUGAACAAGCAGUUCAAUUUGCUUCCUCAGUUAAGGAAUGUGAUCUGCAGUAUAUUGAGGAACCAUUGGAAAAUGAAGAUGAGAUAAUCAAGUAUUGUGAAGAAACAAGAUUGCCUGUAGCAUUGGAUGAAACAAUUGACAAGAUUAGGGAUAAUCAUGUGGAGAUGCUUACCAAGUUCUCUCAUCCAGGAAUAGCAGCAAUUGUUAUCAAGCCAAGUACUGUGGGUGGUUUUGAGAAUGCAGGGAUAAUUGCAAGAUGGGCGCAGCAGCAUGGGAAGAUGGCUGUUGUCAGUUCUGCAUUUGAAAGCAGCCUUGGUUUAUCAGCAUACGUCCAGUUCUCCAAAUACAUUGAGUUGCAAAACAUAGAUGUGUGCAAAGCAAUUAAAAAGGAACCUCUUCCAGAAGUAGCACAUGGUCUGGGAACAUAUCAAUGGCUUAAAGAAGAUGUUUCUACCAAAGGUCUGAAUAUUAGACGUAGUUCGAAUGUUGGCCAUGUUGAGGCAUCUUCUUCUGAUGCUAGCUCUCUCCUGAGGAAAUUUGAAGUCAAUGAUAAGGCAAUACUUGGUAACUAUUCUGGCGAACAAGUGCGUAACAACCGUGUAUCAGUUGAUUCGGAGGGUUUCUCAUUCUCCAUCAACACACAUGAGACUGGACCACAGAAUGGAGAAAACACAGUAGUGUUUCUUCAUGGGUUCCUGGGAACUGGUGAAGAUUGGGUUCCCAUCAUGAAGGCUAUCUCCGGAUCUGCAAGAUGCAUUGCUAUUGACCUUCCCGGCCAGGGAGCAUCAAGGGUUGAUCGUAAGAUAACUAGGGAAAGAUCGGAUGAACCUAAUCUCUCAAUUGAGGGGAUUGCAGAUAUAGUGAACAAGGUAAUUUCUCAAAUUGCUCCUGGGAAAGUCACAAUUGUUGGGUACUCAAUGGGAGCGCGAAUUGCACUGUAUAUGGCAUCGAGAUUUGCAGACAAGAUAAAAGGAGCUGUCAUUGUAUCUGGAAGUCCUGGACUGAAAGAUAGUUUGGCAAGAAAUAACCGCAGGGCUAUUGAUGAUUCAAGAAGCCAAUCUCUCAUUGCUCAUGGAUUGGAACAAUUUUUGGAUGGGUGGUAUAAAGCAUCAUUGUGGAAUAGCUUAAGAGAGCAUCCCCAUUUCAAGCGUGUUGUUUCCAACCGUCUUCAGCAUGACAGCGUUCAAACUCUUGCCAAAGUCCUCUCAGAUUCAAGUGUUGGGAGGCAAAGGCCAUUGUGGGAUGAUCUGAAGCACUUUAAGGUGCCUUUACAAAUUGUUGUGGGAGAGAAAGAUGAAAAGUAUAAGCAGAUUGCUGAGGAAAUGUUGUAUGAACUCAAUCUUGGCAUGUCAAGCCAAAAUGGUCAUGGAAAACACACUUCUGAAAUCGUAGAGGUUCCAAACAGUGGCCAUGCAGUUCAUAUAGAGAAUCCCCUCGCAAUUAUCAGCGCGCUAAGAGCUUUUUUGAAAAAGUGAAAAUAGUAUUGAUCUUCUUCUCCUGUGCUGUCUCAGAUAUCUCAAUAAGACUAUGGCAUGACUGCUCUUCCGUUUAUUUUUUGUUGUGAAUAUGCCAAAUUAGAGGCACACAUCUUGUACCAUGUUUUUUUUUUAUUGAACUUCCUUGUUUGGAAGUGGCCAUUUUCCCUUUUUUUUGUUCCGUGACUUUAUUGGCUUUUGGAGCCAUUGUUCCUUUUGGCUAAAUCUUUUACUAAUAAAAAUAUGUUCGGUGGCGGUCCUGGCGGACAUUGUUGUUACA
Molecule: messenger RNA, 5759 nt
Organism: Impatiens glandulifera
Lineage: Eukaryota; Viridiplantae; Streptophyta; Magnoliopsida; Ericales; Balsaminaceae
Product: protein PHYLLO, chloroplastic
Exons: 28
Coding region: 350-5479 (1709 amino acids)
Biological process (GO): menaquinone biosynthetic process; amino acid catabolic process
Molecular function (GO): 2-succinyl-5-enolpyruvyl-6-hydroxy-3-cyclohexene-1-carboxylic-acid synthase activity; thiamine pyrophosphate binding; 2-succinyl-6-hydroxy-2,4-cyclohexadiene-1-carboxylate synthase activity
Source: RefSeq, a predicted model, not a curated record